CAAUAUGUCAGUUCUGAUCCGAAGGCCAAAGCUCCGUCGGAAGAAUACCAUCUCCACCGUUUCCAGCCUCUCCGAUAUCUGAGCCGCCUCUACAACCACAAACUGUGUUACGAUGAUUGGGUUUUUGAUGAACAACGGUAAUUGGGGGCCAAUGCAAGGUGGAGAACCCGCCAUGGACGCCAUCGAUUGGAGAGCUCGAAUACAAUCAGAUUCACGACUAAGAAUCGUCAAUAAGAUAACGGAUACAUUAAAGAAACAUCUCUCUUUCUCUCGUCAAGAGGGAUUGCAUGAACUCAAGAAAAUAGCCGAAAGGUUUGAGGAGAAGAUUUACACUGCCGCCACAAGCCAGUCCGACUAUUUAAGGAAAAUUUCGUUGAAGAUGUUGGCAAUGAAGACUAGUCUCAGAACUCCAUACCCCAUUCUUUACCAACCAACAACCUCAACGGCGUUAUUUGAUACGAUUGUUUCUAAUUUCACCUUUUCCCUAAGUUUAUGCUUUCUGACAUAAAGUAUGGUCAAGCUUAUUUUCACAUAUACAGCUUUCUCUUGGUAAAAAGAUCAUGUAUCAUUCUUGUGACAUUUUGGAAUCUAAAAAUAUAAAAAACUAUACAUAUUGAACGCAGGUUAAAUAAACUGCCUUAUUUUAUUAA
Molecule: messenger RNA, 650 nt
Organism: Morus notabilis
Lineage: Eukaryota; Viridiplantae; Streptophyta; Magnoliopsida; Rosales; Moraceae
Product: mediator of RNA polymerase II transcription subunit 15a
Exons: 4
Coding region: 113-508 (131 amino acids)
Biological process (GO): regulation of DNA-templated transcription
Molecular function (GO): chromatin DNA binding; transcription coactivator activity
Source: RefSeq, a predicted model, not a curated record